Scaptodrosophila lebanonensis is the source of this 7742-nucleotide messenger RNA. RefSeq lists its product as uncharacterized. The record is from RefSeq and is a predicted model, not a curated record. Gene Ontology annotation, biological process: regulation of DNA-templated transcription. Lineage: Eukaryota; Metazoa; Arthropoda; Insecta; Diptera; Drosophilidae. Gene Ontology annotation, cellular component: nucleus. Bases 640 to 7281 code for a protein of 2213 amino acids. The transcript has 4 exons.
GACCUAUUUUUAUAUACAAUAUUCGGAGUGUGAAAAACAAUUUUUAAGCGGCGCCAGUUCUUAAAAUCUCUUAAUGUACAAAAAUAGUGGGCUGGGAAAAUGCAAAGCGUGUUUUUGCUGCCCAAGCGACGUGCAAAAAAAUUGUAAUAUCCAAAAAUUGAAACGCGCAAUAAAAGCAGCUCUUUGGCCAUUUUAUGUUUAUUAAAUGCGGCAAAUAAAUAUACGGAUUUCUAAAAAUCGGUAACGUGCUUUCCGCAAGCGUUUAUUACGUCGCAGUAAAUAACGCAAUAUUUGUGAAAUAAAGAAGGAAUUGUAUAAGCAUAAUCGUGCCAGAGGGGUGUUGUACGACAGCGGAAAAAGCGCGGCCGCCGUCACUUCGCUUCCCGAGACCGAGAUCCGCUGGGCGAGAAGCAGGCCGCUCGUGGCAUCCGUGGCGUGUCUGUCUCGUUUAGUUGUGCAGCGAACGUCACCGCCGUCGGUAGUUGAUUUGUGUUUUGCGCGCCUAAAAUUUUGCCAGCUGCCUAUUUUGUGGGAAAUUACCUAGAAGCGCCUACGCAUUUUUGAGCAGCUGCCGCAAGCGGACGCAGUUCGUUAUAAAGCAGCGAGCGCAAGGCAUGCAAAGCGCAUAAAUGCAAAAAGAUGAUGGAAACGCUGGAACAGCAACAAACAAAGAUAACAUCGAGUAUAGAGCCUCAUGUCGGCGAUACAGAUACAACGGCCACAGCGGCUAGUGAAGAUGAUGACUAUGAGGAUUUUCGUAAUGUUACCGAGCUGGAGGAAGAGGAGAGUUCGGAGCGUUCCCAGUGCAGCAACAACGCAGAAGAUGUGGUGUCAGGUGAAGUAAGUUUGGAGAAGGAGGAAACUUACCCCAGCAAAAGCAUCAUUGAUGCGAAAAAGAUUUGUGAUGAUGUGGCCAUUGAACUGGCAUCGGAAGAGUCCCCGGCAGACAAACCGGAGGCAGUGGAAGAUGUACCGAAUCCGGCGGCCCAGGAUGCUGAGCUUGCGGCACAGGAAGCAGAGUUGACGGCACAGGAUUGGAAGCCGGCUGGUGAAUCAAACACAACUUUUACUCCCAGUGUCCAGGAAAAUAAUGAAAUGUGCGCUUCUUCUGAAGGUCAUGUAGCCAUAGUGAGAGAAGAGGAUGUCGUGGAAACAUGUAAAGAAAAUAAGUUUUUGGAUGAGUUUGCUGUGGAAACAGUUGAGGAAAAUAAUGAUACGCCUGAUGCUAAGGAGUUGCCAUUAACUGAUCUUAAGUCGUGCAAAGAAGGUAAUAUAGACACUUCAGAGGAAGUGUCUACGGACAAUGCUGAUGAUCAAGCGUCUGUAACAGAAUUCAAAAACGAGGAUGCUGUGCCAUUUGUCUGUGCUGAAGCUAUUAAAAUUGAGUCCUGUUCUGAGGAUGAAGAAGCAGAGGCGGGGAUGAAUUGCGAAGCUGAAGUACAAGCAAAUUGUGUUCGACUGCAUUCGAGUUGCGACCAAAAGGAGGAUUUGAAGUCAUCUUUCGAGGAUAUCAAAGCAAAAUUGCAGGGUACAGAAACGACAAAGAUAAAAGUAAAUGGUGCUCAUGAGUCGCAUGAGGAGUUACAAGUGGCAGUUGAGUGCAAUGAAGAGGUGACGAAAGUCAAAUGCGAUGAGGUAGAGGCGAGAGAGGACGGGCAACUGGCUGUGAUAGAAAACAACGUCGAUAUCGACAUUUCGCAUGCGACAAACGCGUCGAAGGAUGGUGACAACUCCAGCUAUUGUUCCGCCAUGUCGGUUGUAGAGAAUGAAGCCACAAUGUACACCACUGUUAAUGGUGUAAACGAUGAGGUCGCUAGCAACAGCAAUUCUGAUUCGUCCGCCUCACAGCAGCUGGUCAUAGAUCAUCCAGAAAGCGAGCAGAAUUCCAGGGUCAAGCCAAUAAUGUUGGCAUUGAAGCGAAGGCCUAGCAAUGAAAGAUCUAUCGCCAAUGAUCAGGAGCCGAAGGCCAACCAUGUUCAUCAUGAGCAAGGCAAGAAUAUAUCGCACACACUCACCAUAGAAAAGUCGGACGCUCUGGAAACGGAACACCCAUCCCUGCUUAUGCAGCGGCUACAACAACCGCUGGCGUCAACGUGUAAUGCGCCCAACAUACUCAGCUGCUUUAAGUGCAAUGCCAGCAACUUUGUCAAUUUCCAAGAGUUAAACGAUCAUUUGGUUCAAUGCAAUGAGCGGCCAAAAAGUGUAACAGUCCACCAAACGGCAACAACAGUAGCUAAUCCCACGCAGUCUACUGCAACAACAACACCCAACUCUUCUGUGUCCCUCAAACCGGAGCGCUUCUUUCGUUGUGUGCGGUGCAAUACAGUCCACCAAUGCUGGAACUUUUUCUUGCACAUGCGCGACGUGCAUCAACGGUAUAUUUGUCUUUACUGCUCACAUGUAUUUGCUACCGUGGAGAAGCUUUCCCUGCAUCUGGAGAACAAACAUGACAUUGAUCAAGUGCAUCUUGCAAGCGAUUCAUGGACCGCUCUUCAGCUUACCGAGGAUCGUGCUCGUUAUUUGAUUUGCUGUACUUGUGAAGCCACCUUUCCGCAUGGGUCGCGGUUCGAGGAUCAUGACUGUGCAGAGUUUAUGAAGCCAUGUACACUUUGCGGCCAAAAGGGGUGCCACACCAAUGAUUGUCGGAAUAGCAGCACUAAGGCGGGAAAGCGAAAACGGAAGGUCAAGCGUAAGAAGGUAUCGGCCGAGACACCGCUGGCUCCUACUGGCGAUGCGAACAUUCCAGUGCCACCUAAUGCUCCACUGUUGAUCACAUCAAUGGCUGAGCCUGUAGCAGAAGCAACGCCUGCUCCGAAGUUAGUCGUUCCAAAGAUUAUGCUGCGAGUUCCCAAGGAAUUUCAAAAAUCUGUAGACGCCGCGCUUAGUAGCACGGACACCGAGGAGGAAGAUCUAGAAAUGGAACAGGAACCUGAACCAGAAAUAGCAGGGCCCUCAGAAAUAAUGCAGCCGAUAACGCUAUCACUUGAAGCGCAGACCGUCCUCUCCGAAGACACGGAAACGGCCACGGAAACUGCGUCUGUGGUCCGUGAUACAACACCACCUUCGGUGGUGGGAGGUGUCGAGAAGGAUGACUCACCUACGGCCAAGCUGUCACGGGUGUUGGCAGAGAUUGAGCGCACCAAGAUGGAUAUACAGCGUACCAAGGCUGAUAUGGCCGCUAAGAAGCCUCCCAAGACCAUAUCGGCGCAAGUUGAAGAACCGCCUUCGCCUGCCGAGCGUCGCUGGUCACCAACGCCACCAGCAUCACCGAAACACAAUAAUCACAUCGAUGCGGAGGCGGUGGUGGCGCCGAUGGAGCAGACAAAUUUGCCGCUGCCCGUACCAGAAGUUGAACAACCAGAGUUGACACGACGCAAUAGUCUGGGUAGCGAUUGUAUGGAUAUAGAUGACAGUAUAGGCGUAAGCGCAGCCGAGCAGCCCUUAAAACAAGCAUUGGCUCGACCACAGGAGGAAACAGCACCAUUGCUGGACUUAGGCGUAGAUGAGGUGAAAGCGACGAGCUUGGAACCCGAGUCCCAGACGGUACUGCCGGCAGUGCUUAUUCCUCCUACAAGUCCUCCUCCUUCCGAUGGCAUUGUCGUGGCACCUGCUGAUACGCACACCGUCGACCUUCAGCUGGAUCGUCCUCUAGACAAAUUCGAUAUGGUGGUCUUUGUGCGCAUAUGCUUAAAGGCGGUCUAUCCAUUUUGCUUGUACUGUAAUCACGCGCGUCGCAUUGCUGUCAACGGCCGGCAGCUGCUAUUGCAUAUAAUCGCCCAGCAUCGAUUCACGGCCACCGUGGACAGCAUUACGGCAGAGGAGUUGCAUGCAGAGACCAUCGUGGCUAAGCUGAAAAGUUUUCUACCUGAUUUGGAGUACGCGUUUCUUAAUGCAGACAGCUAUUGCAGCAUAGGUGAUGGCCAGUAUUCCCAUCCGUUCAAUGAGCGAAUAUAUGAAUGCUUCCAAUGUCGCUAUGUGACUUCAACGCACAAGGAGCUCUACACGCACAAUCGCCGGCUUCACAUCAAGACGAAUAUCCUAUGCUUUAUGUGCCGCACCAACUUUUAUAGUUUCAGCGAGAUUCUCUGUCACAUCUGUCCGGGUGAUGCGCAGCUAACGUCUAUCUAUGACCUUAAGUUUCGAUGCUGUCUUUGUGAAACCUCUGGCGAGUUGCCCUCUGCUUUCCGGCUGAUGGUGCAUUUGCGCAAAGCGCACUUUGCCUGCGACAUCUGUCUGGAGGAUUGCUACAGUCAGGUGCGCUUGUCGUCGCACGUUUGGAAGCACAAGCUUCUGCAUCUAUGCUACAGAUGUGGCAUUGCCUACCGCAACAAACAAGACAUCUCAAAACAUUUGUUCUGGAAACAUGGCACCGAAAGCACCAGCUGCAAGCGUUGUCUUCAGAAGCGCUGGCGCCACGUCUAUCACUUUUGCGUGCCGCCCGCCCAGUUCACCUGCGAGCAUUGCCAAUUCACCUUCAGCAAAGCCAUAUACUUGGAAGUACAUAAGCGAAUGCAUUUGGGCGAUUUUCGUUAUCCAUGCACGGAGGUCGGUUGCCAACAAAAAUUUGUAUCGCGUCGACUGCUGCUUAAGCAUGCAGCUACUCACGAGGUACUUGCAGAGGUGCAAUCAGUGGAGGAGAAAUCAUCAGACCACGUGCCAAAGCUGGAGGAUGCUGAUAAGCAGCAGGAAAUCAAAGAGGAGAAGCCAGAUCCCUCGACAGAAGAGCACAAAUCGACCGGUGAAGCUGAAAUCCCUACCAAUGAUACGCUAUUAAAUCACGAAGCAGCUGUCGGCAGUACGGCUGCAGAACAGCGAGAGCAAGUCAAGCAGGUGGCAGAGGAAGCACCCCGCAAGCGACGUAAGAAAUCAAAACGGAAUAAGGAGUCAUUGGAAGAUUUGAAUUUGAUAGCCCCGAACUUGUCUGAAUCUGACAGUAGCAAUGACAGCGACUCUGACGUACCUAAGAGUGUUUUGCUGGAAGAGAAGCUGCCGAUUCGUGGUUCUGUGGAUGAUUUGGAUAUGCCCAAAGUAAUGCUAUCUCCAGCAUCGGAAAGUGAUAACGAUAAUGAUAAGGAGGAGCAGGAAGAAAAGGAAACAGAAGAACGUAAGGCCGAUCAGAAACAAAAAGGUAUUGAAGAUGUACCUACAGAUGCGGAAGACUCAAAGGAAGUGAUUGCACCUAUUAAGAGUGAGCCUGAAAAGGAGGCGGUUCCCGAAAUUUGGAAAAACUUGCUACAGCUCCAAGCCUCUGGCUGUGUCACUAAGGAACAUGAGACGGAGGAGUCGCUGGCCAACUACAGCAAUAGCGAUGACGAGCGUUGUCCAAGGCCGGCCAAAAUUCACGUGGCUAUCUCGGAUCAUGACUAUUGCAAGAUAAAGCGCACCCCUCCUCCCAGUCCAGUAAAGGAAAAGGCUUUUGCCAAAUUGGCCAGACGGGCCCGGCACAAUUCCACAAAGCGCGGCUCCGAAGACUCAGACACUGACAGCUCGAGCUCCUCCAGUUCUAAUUCGGAUUCGUCCAGUUGCUCGUGUGGCUCAAAUUGCUCCUGUAGUUCCAACAGCAGCAGCGGCAGCAGCUCCACUGAUUCCAGCAGCGAAGACUCCGAUUCCUCAGCCCAAACUCGUGGCUCGCCACAGAAGCGACCACGAAAGAAAUCGGUGCGUGGUAAGAAGGGUGAUCCGGCGAUUUCCAAGUUGCCCAAGACGCAACAACAGCAUCCAGCGGAGGAGGACGUAAAUGUAACAGCGUUGUCUGAGGAACGUCCGCCCUCGCCGCCCAAGCCACCAAUGUACAAUGAAUCUGAUUUCGAUACGGCAGUCUCUGAUACGGAUGAGGAAUUCUAUGAUGCACAUCCCCAGAAAAUGGCUAGCGAGUUGUUGGCGAUGAAACGCGCGGCUCUCCUAGCAGAUCGCCCACAGUUGCUAGAGCAGAGCAACUAUGACAUUGUGGAGAAUAGUCGCCCGUCGACUCCAUCGCUGCCCGAGGAAGCGGCAGCCUAUGCUGAGAAGCGGGAGCGCGCCAAAAACAAGAAGAAGAAGCGGGACCGCAAAUCAACGUGUAGGUCUGCGGCAGGGGUGCAGCAACAAUUGGAACUUAAAACGGAAUAUAUGACACCACUUAGUAGUCAGCCCGAAUCCUUGGGAGCUACCGUGCUGCCUUCCCUGCAGCUGACACAAAUGCCCGUUUCCGAUCACAAUGUCAGUUUAUUGCCACUUACUCCUCUGACGCAUCGUUUGCAACCCACGCUGACGCGCAUGAGCGAGGGCAGCAGCUGCUCUGACGCAGAUGGUUCAUUGAAGCGUUCAAAGCGCACACGUCGCCCCAAUAAGUUCUAUGGCUAUACCAGUGACGAUGAGAACAUGAGCAGUGUGUUGCAACCACCAUUGCAGGUAGGCAUGCAGUUGAUCAAGCCGCAGCCACCGCCCCAGUUGACGUGGGCUAAGGAGGAUUUACCCACGCCAGCCAAGAGCAUACUCAAUCAGUACCGCAACAAAACGCACCGAUCGACAGGAGGCGGCGCCUCCUCUGUCAGCGGGUCUGCUGCUAGUGGUGGUGGUCAUCAUCAGUAUAGCAACGGCACGCCAACUGGCGUUCCCGGCUCCUCUCGCAAACGGAACAAGCGCACUCUGCUGAGCGGAGUGGGGGACAAGGUGGGAUCGGCAAAUCGCAAGCGUCCCGCCAAACGGUCACGACCCAAUGAGCAACUGCCGCCAAUACCUACCCUUAAGAUACGCCCUGCACUUUUAGUUGCAACAACCGGAGUGGCCGGCAGUGAGAGCAGCGAUAGCAGUUCCGGCGGCGAGGACGGUGACGUUAAUGUAACCAGCCUUUUACCAGCCACAGUCCCUACAGCUCCUCACGUGCCCAGCGGCAUACCCACGCCACAACAGCAACACCUAAAUAGCCUGUUACCACCGCCACCUCCGCCGCCUGUACCAACGCCCGCUGCGACAGCAUUCAACCAGCCCAUUCCGCCGGCGCUGCUACCCAAUCCAGACUUUGCAACGCUACAGUACUUCAAAGCCAACAACAUUCGUUACCCGAUUAGACCACCGGCUGGAGCGCGUCUAGCGCGUGAAGGCGAGUCUGUCUAUUGCUAUUGCCGGUGUCCAUAUGACGAGGUGUCCGAGAUGAUAGCCUGUGACGGGGAUAACUGCCUCAUCGAGUGGUUCCACUUUGAAUGUGUUGGAAUAAUGGUAGCUCCCCAAGGCAAGUGGUUCUGCGCCGAGUGCCGUCCCAAGUACUCAGAGGGUCUCUAUCCCAUGGUAAAAGGGAAGUAAGCGGUUCUGUAAAUAGACGUAGCCCCUCUUGAAAAUAAGUUAUCGUACCCUCUAAAAAAUGAAUUACGCUUAUUACCUAAUUAAUGUAGUUGUCCGCACACUCCCUUUCCGGUGUGGAAAUUUUAGUGCGAAUGCGUGUGGAAUACGAAAUCAACCAUAAUGAACUCAUGUAAAUAGGAACAAGGCUCAAAUCUUUGCUAUGACGCUCGAUUCAAAUAUGCAGAGAAAAUGUCAUUUAGGUUUAAACAGAUAUACCCUAUGUAACAUUUAAUUAAGAAUAAAAUUAGCUCUUUUGUAAAUAUGUGAACAAAACAAACUUAUAAUUUUAUGACACUUAGACUAUUCGUAUGUGAAGAACAAUGCAUAGACUUAAACAAUAAUACAAAUCUUAAAGCAUAAUACUAUAUAUAAUUAUAAAUCUAUAAUAAAAACCACAAAACAAUGACUUUGGCUAGAGAUAU